AUGGAUAGCAAUCUACAAAUAAAGGGUAUCAAAUUAGAUAUGCAGCAGAAAUUUCCACCUGACAAUAAUGACGGUUGGAAACAUUUACUGUCUUCAGCAAAAGUGACACCUGCUCAAUUUACUCGAAUCAAUCAAGAAACGAAGGAGAAAUAUUUCAGUGAAAAUGCUACAAUUAUUGAAGAUUCGCUUGACACAUUAUCUGAAUAUAGAGUUUGUAACCAAUGUGGAAAACCUAUAAAAUUAUAUGCAUUAAUUGCACAUUUAGAAAAUGGUUGUAAGAGCAUUGCAAAGGAAAAUAAUAAUAGUAAUAAUACGGUAAUCAACUCUUCUACUUCCACUACUUUGAGAGAUAGUACACCUGAUAUAAGUUCGAAUGUGAAGACAUCUUAUGAUGACAACCCACCUGUACAGAAUAAUGUAGUAUCAGGUAAAAGUAUGAAAAAUCUCCCAACGAAAAGACCUCCACCGAGUGAUAAUGAUGACGACGAUGACGAAGAUGAUGACGACGACGACGAUGAUGAAGACGAUGAUGAAGACGACGAAGAAGAAGACGAUACAGAUCAAACCAAUGGUUCUAAAAAGAAUAAUAACUCGACUCGUAAAACAUCAAAAUCACAAUCAAAAUCAAAAUCAGAAAAGGACAAUAAAUCAACAAAGAGACAGAGGAAGGUGAAACAAAGAAAUCCAACUGACAAGCAUUUAAUUGAUUUUGAUAAACAAUGUGGUGUCCAACUUCCAGAAGGGGGGUAUUGUGCAAGAUCAUUGACUUGUAAAUCUCAUUCAAUGGGAGCUAAGAGAGCAGUUGAAGGUCGUACCGAGCCAUUCGAUACAUUACUAGCAGAAUAUCAUAAGACUCAUCAAACUAAGAUUGGGGCAGCAGCUGAAAAACGUGCUAAACAACAAGAAUUGUUGAAAAUACAGAAACAAAUUCAAAAAGAACAAAAGGAACAGAAGAAGUUAUUACAACAACAGAAAAGACAAAAGAAAUUAGCAAGCAAACAAAAGGAACCGUCAUCCACAAAAGGACGAGGUGGAGGAAGAACUAAAAACUCUACCUCUGGUAAAAAUGGUUCUAAUGUGCCUAAAUUGACACCAGAGGAAGAAACAACUCAAGUACUAAACGGAGUCUCAAGAGCGUUCCCAUUACCCUUAGAAACUACAACGCUGUCAUCUACGAGGUACAGAACCAAGUAUUUCAGAAUGAGAGAAAUGUUCGCAUCGUCAUUCCCAAUUAGACCAGGCUAUUCUACUCCUGGUUAUGGUUCUAUUCAUUCGAGAGUUGGCUGUCUGGAUAUAGAUAAAAGUACAGAUUAUAAGUUUCGUAUUAGGACUCCGCAACCAAUGAACCCACCACCUCAACAAACAUUAACUCCACAACAGAUACAAAAGUUACAGCAACAUAGAAUGAUGCAAGAACAAAUGCUAGCUCAACAAAGGCAACAACAACUACAGUUUCAGCAACAACAGCAACAGCAACAGCGACCCAGCCAAGGUGUAGGUCAACCACAAAUGGUAAACCAACAAUCCGGACUACCAACAAAUUCAUCUCCAUUACCAAACGGACAACAAGUUAAUAAUAAAGCUAAUAUGGAAGGGGACAAAGGAUUGACUCCACAAGAAAUACAAUUACAACAACAAAAACUGCGACAGCAACAAAUACAGCAACAAAAAUUUGAAGAUGCUGCUUUCCAUUUAGCUAAUGCCACAAAAUUAAUGGAAGGGUCAAAUAUUAAUAUAGGUGUCCCAUCAUCAUCGUCAGGAACGAACACUAACUUAGGAGCUGCAUCUCCAAAUCAACAACAACAACAACAACAACAACAACAACAGCAGCAGCAGCAGCAGCAGCAGCAAAUUCAAAUACAGCAACAAUUGCGACAACAAGUCGGAAGUCCUGUGAAUGUAGGGAUUGGUAAUCCUGUUAAUGGAUUUGGUGGAGGGUUAAUUGAAUAG
This is a messenger RNA of Naumovozyma dairenensis CBS 421, 1950 nucleotides long. It is a transcript of the gene SGF73, whose product is annotated as deubiquitination module subunit SGF73. Bases 1 to 1950 code for a protein of 649 amino acids. Gene Ontology annotation, biological process: regulatory ncRNA-mediated heterochromatin formation; RITS complex assembly; regulation of transcription by RNA polymerase II. The transcript has a single exon. The record is from RefSeq and is a predicted model, not a curated record. Lineage: Eukaryota; Fungi; Ascomycota; Saccharomycetes; Saccharomycetales; Saccharomycetaceae. Gene Ontology annotation, cellular component: SAGA complex.